GCUUCUGUGAAAACAUCUCAAAAGAAAACUCUAUUUAAACCAUUUUAAAUGCUGUUUUAGUUAUUAAAAUCAUCAUAAACUUUUCAUUAACAUUAUUUUGAUUUAAGUUAAUGUGCAAUAAUGUCGGCCGAUCGAGAAAUACCAGCUGAAGAUUCGAUAAAAGUUGUGUGUCGUUUUCGUCCCUUAAAUGAUUCAGAAGAAAAAGCUGGAUCGAAGUUUGUCGUUAAAUUUCCACAGGGACAAGAAGAAAACUGCAUCUCUAUUGGCGGAAAAAUUUAUCUAUUUGAUAAAGUUUUCAAACCAAAUGCGACACAAGAAAAAGUUUACAGCGAAGCCGCCAAAUCAAUUGUUGCUGAUGUUCUUGCUGGCUACAAUGGAACGAUUUUCGCUUACGGUCAAACAUCGUCUGGUAAGACGCACACCAUGGAAGGUGUCAUUGGUGAUCCAACCAAACAAGGGAUAAUUCCACGAAUUGUGAACGACAUCUUCAAUCACAUUUAUAGCAUGGAAGUGAAUUUAGAAUUUCACAUUAAAGUCUCGUACUACGAGAUUUACAUGGAUAAGAUCAGAGAUCUACUGGACGUUUCAAAAAUUAAUUUGAGUGUACACGAAGAUAAAAAUCGCGUUCCUUAUGUGAAAGGUGCUACAGAACGAUUCGUGUCAAGUCCAGAAGAAGUUUUUGAGGUGAUUGAAGAAGGAAAAUCGAAUCGUCACAUUGCUGUAACAAACAUGAAUGAACAUUCGUCACGCUCACAUUCAGUUUUCCUUAUUAAUGUGAAGCAAGAAAAUCUUGAGAAUCAAAAGAAGUUGUCGGGUAAACUUUAUCUUGUGGAUUUAGCUGGUAGUGAGAAAGUUUCAAAGACAGGAGCAGAAGGAACUGUUUUGGAUGAAGCAAAGAAUAUUAACAAGUCAUUGUCAGCUCUUGGUAAUGUAAUUUCAGCACUUGCUGAUGGGAAUAAGAGUCACAUUCCUUAUCGUGACUCAAAAUUGACGAGAAUUCUGCAAGAAUCACUUGGUGGUAAUGCAAGAACGACAAUUGUUAUUUGUUGUUCACCUGCAAGCUUCAACGAGUCAGAAACCAAAUCGACAUUAGAUUUUGGUAAACGUGCUAAGACAGUGAAGAACGUUGUAUGUGUGAAUGAAGAGUUAACUGCUGAAGAGUGGAAACGACGAUACGAACGUGAAAAGGAGAAGAAUGGAAGACUCAAAGGGAAGUUGGAGAAGCUCGAAGCUGAACUUGCAAGAUGGAGGGCAGGAGAGAAAGUUGAUUUAGAUGAGCAGUUCAACAUGCAAGAUCCAAUGGAAGCAAGCACCCCAAAUGUCGAUGUGAUCGAAGCAGUUCCAGUGGUUGAAGGUCCAGUUCCUGCUACUCCAAGUGGCUUAGCGCUCAUUGGAUCAAUUUCUGGUGAUGAACGUACACGUCUUGAACAAGAACGUGAAAGAUUGUAUCAACAACUCGAUGAUAAAGACGAAGAAAUUAAUCAACAAUCUCAAUACGUCGAAAAGCUUAAGGAACAGAUUAUGGAUCAGGAAGAGCUCAUUGCAAAUUCACGUCGUGACUAUGAGAAUCUUCAGACAGAAAUGACUCGCAUUCAACAAGAGAAUGAGAGUGCAAAAGAAGAAGUAAAAGAAGUGCUUCAAGCUCUCGAAGAGUUGGCUGUCAAUUAUGACCAAAAAUCUCAAGAAAUUGAUAACAAGAAUAAGGAGAUGGACGCCAUCAAUGAAGAGCUACAACAGAAACAGCAGAAUCUUAAUUCAACAACAACUGAACUUCAACAACUCAAGGAUAUGUCGAACCAUCAAAAGAAACGUAUCAUUGAUUUGUUGGGAAAUUUACUUCGUGAACUUUGUGAAGUUGGACAAGCACUUAACACUGAAACGUCUUCCGAGUUGAAAAUUAAUGCUGAUGCGAACAUCAAUAAGAUUGAAGAGGAAUUCACUGUUGCUCGUCUUUAUAUCAGUAAGAUGAAGUCAGAAGCGAAGAAUAUCACGCAACGUUGUAGUAACUUGGAAGUUCAACAACAGACAACAUCAAAGAAGGUUGGAGAUUAUGAACGUGAGUUGAGUGAGUGUCGUUUGUUGAUAUCUCAACACGAAGCACGAAUGAAAUCACUACAAGAGUCGAUGCGUGAAUCUGAGAAUAAGAAACGUUCUCUUGAAGAAAGUGUCGAUGCUUUACGUGAAGAAUGUGCUAAAUUGAAAACAGCUGAGAAGUUGACAACAGUAAAUGCUGAAGAGAAGCAGAAAGCUGAACAAUUGCGUGUUGAGUUUGUCGAUCAAAUGGAUCAGUUGCGUGACGUUCACACCAAACAAGUUGCAAAUCUUCGUGAUGAGAUCAGCGAGAAGCAAGAGCAAAUCAAUGAACUUAAAGACGUUAAUCAAAAGCUCACUUUGGCACACCAGCAAACAUCAAACGAUUACGAGAAACUGAAGCAAGAAGAGGCUGGCAAAUCAGCACGUUUACAGGAACUCAUGGUAAACAACGAACGACGCGAACAAGCUCGAAAAGACCUCAAAGGAUUGGAAGAUACUGUGUCAAAGGAACUUCAAACUUUACAUAACUUGAGAAAAUUGUUUGUUCAAGAUUUACAAGCGAGAAUCAAGAAGUCAAUCAACUCAGAAGAUAAUGAAGACGAUGGUGGCUCGUUGGCACAGAAACAAAAGAUUUCAUUCUUGGAAAAUAAUUUGGAGCAAUUGACAAAAGUUCACAAGCAACUUGUUCGUGACAAUGCGGAUCUGCGUUGUGAAUUACCGAAGUUAGAGAAGAGAUUACGAACGACAAUGGAGCGAGUGAAAGCACUUGAAACUGCAUUGAAAGAAGCUAAAGAAGGUGCAAUGCGUGAUCGUAAACGAUAUCAAUAUGAAGUUGAUCGCAUUAAAGAAGCUGUUCGUCAGAAGAACUUGGCAAGACGUGGACCUCAAGCACAAAUUGCUAAACCAAUUCGUGCUGGUCAUGCACCAGUUCCACAAGGAAUCAGAGGUGGUCAAGGAGUUCCGCAAAAGAUUAUUAGCGAUGACAGGAGGAAAUCAAUGAAAGAUUUCGAACAAAGUUGAAUCAACAAUUAAUUCAAUGGAGUGCAUAAAUUAGGAAGCUGAAGCAAAGCAUGGUUUUUAUUUUAUUUUUACGACAACAAUUCUUAAGCAUCUUCAUGUUGGUUCAUACCACUUCUUUAAAGAAGAAAACAAAACUAAUAAUAAAAUGAUUUCCUCACACAACGUCGUCUUUAAAGUUCUCGCCGCUGCUGAUUGUAAUGCAAAGCAAACAUAAAUUUUCUUGGCUGCUUCAUACUUUAGACGCAAAAGUUUUAUGAAGUAAGAGAAAUAAUAUUUGAAGAGAAAAAGUUAAUGAUCCGAAGAAAGCUUAUUCGUCUCAAGAAGUUUCUUAAACUUUUCUCAUGUUUUUUUAAUGUUUUCCUCUUUUUUUAUGGUUUUAAUUCAAUGUCAAAUUUUUGUUCUUUGCUUUUAAUUCAAUGUUAGGUAUUUUUCAUUCUCAGUCGUGCAUUAACAAAUAAUUUCAACAUUUACAGAGAAUAAGAAAAGUUACUUAACAAUUUUAAUGUUUCCUUUUUCUACGUAAUAAAAUUUUAAAACUUUUAUAGGUCAUUUUUGUUGAAAUUCGUUGAAAAAAAUUUUCCCCUCAACUUUUAUGUAAAGAAAACAUUGAGAAUCGCAAAAAAGAAAUAAAAUUAUGCUUUAUUUGUGAUAAAGAAAAGUGAAAAGAAUAAUAAUGAUAAAUGUAGAAUUUUGCUACUGCAAAAAGAGAAGUGAAAACAAUUUAAUUACAUUGCUUAAGGUGAACGAAAAAGUUCCCAGGAAUCACAAAUAUUUGAGCUUGCCAAGCAGAAAACCCAAAAAAAAAAGGAUAAUUCAAGAUAAAUUAUAAAAUCACGCGAAGCUUCGAAAUUCCUUGGAUGAUAAAAAAUAAGAGCAAAGUUUGAUUUUUCUUUUUGUUACUGAAAAUUUGAUGGCGCUAAUUGACGAACCAGUAAUUUGUUCUACACAUUCAUUGUGAAACAUUAAUUUAUAUCCCAAAUUUAGUAGAUUUAUACUCAUUUAGAUCAUUCAUAAAUAAUUAUUUUGUAAGUUUCAUUUUUUUGUAGUUUAAUUGACUUUAUUUGCACCCCCAAUCAUCCUGAAAACCUUUUUUAUAAUUAAUUAUUUAAAAUAGUUUGUUCAGCACAAUCCAGUUAAAGUGUAAACCACCUGACGAUAACUUAUCUCUGAUUGAGCAUAAAGCCCGAAUAAUGAAAGCGAAUAAAUAAAAAAAUAAUUUUGAUUUAAAAGCAUAAAA
Clunio marinus is the source of this 4291-nucleotide messenger RNA. Lineage: Eukaryota; Metazoa; Arthropoda; Insecta; Diptera; Chironomidae. The record is from the annotation of a GenBank genome assembly.